Nematolebias whitei (Rio pearlfish) is the source of this 2614-nucleotide messenger RNA. RefSeq names its product integral membrane protein 2A. Gene Ontology annotation, biological process: negative regulation of amyloid precursor protein biosynthetic process. Gene Ontology annotation, molecular function: amyloid-beta binding. The coding region runs from base 202 to 936 and encodes 244 amino acids. NCBI's taxonomy places the organism in Eukaryota, Metazoa, Chordata, Actinopteri, Cyprinodontiformes, Rivulidae. The transcript is spliced from 6 exons. Gene Ontology annotation, cellular component: plasma membrane; Golgi apparatus; extracellular exosome. The record is from RefSeq and is a predicted model, not a curated record.
UGUUAGGUUAUUCAUCCUCCUGUCCAGUUAGUGGCGCUAGUGUACUUGAAAUGAGUUUGCAAACCGCCAAUAAAAAUAAAAAAAUCAAAGGAAGAAGACGAAGAAAGCCGAGGUUGUAAAGUGCGUCACAAGCGAUUUGAUGUAAAGACCUGCUGCUCCGUCCUCAGACCAGAGACCCCCAACUCUGAAGCAGACGGCAUCAUGGUGAAGAUCGCCUUUAACUCUGCUCUGGCGCAGAAAGGCAAAGAGCUGCCAACUGCGGUGAAGGAUCCUGAGGUGGCCUCGGCCCCCGUGGGCUCUGAAGGCUCCACAGGUCGCUGUCUGCUCACCCUGCUCGGUGUCGCCUUCAUCCUUAGUGGGCUCAUCGUGGGGGGAGCGUGUCUCUACCGAUAUUUCACUCCAAAGAGGCUUUAUCACGGAGCAAUGCAGUUCACGGAUGUGUCCAGCGGAGCUGAGAGCCAGCCAUACUACCUGCCCCAAGUGGAGGAAGAGGUGGAGAUCUCUGACAACAUGGCCGUCAUCAGCGUCCCCCCUCCUCGCUUCAGACCUGGAGACCCUGCAUACAUCCUCCAUGACUUCCACAGGAAGCUGACGGCGUAUUUGGACCUGAAUCUGAGGACCUGCUUUGUGAUUCCUCUGAACACGUCAGUGGUGCUGCCCCCUCAGGACCUCAUGGACCUCUUCUCACAGCUGAUGUCCGACUCAUACCGCAGCUACCUGGUGCAUGAGGACCUGGUGGUCACUGAACGUAUUGAUGAUGUCAAGCCUCUGGGUUUCUACAUCCGUCGGCUGUGUGACGGUAAAGACACAUACAGAAUGGAACGUCGUGCCAACCUGCCAGGUGGAAACAUCCAGAAGCGAUCUGUGGACAGCUGCUUUACCAUCCAUCACUUUGAGAACAAGUUUGUGACGGAGACCCGUAUCUGCAAGGCUUGAUGGGGAGUCAUCGUAGGUCAGAAGGAACCAGAUUGAUCCGGACUGACGGAGCAAGUUGGACGAUGAAAACAUGAGCACAAUGGUUUUAAGUACAGUUAGUUUUGUAUAAAAUCAAGUUGUUUUUUUAGUUAGUGUUUAGUACAUUUUAGGUUUCAGUGUUCUAGAAUAAAUCCCUCAACCUGUACAGGUUGUAGUAUUAACUAGUUGUUUAGUGUUAACUUAAAGCGCUCUAAUGCAUACCUGCCAACAUUUCUGAUGGUCAUGAGAGACACCUAACUGUAUUUGAUGAUGUGGGAACAUUGGGAUGUGAAGCAGUCAUGGCGGGGUCUGCUCCCCGCAAAUAUUUUUACAUUUCCAUUCCAACUGCAUUUUCCUGCCAUUAGAAGAACAUUUUAUUAACAUCCUAGGAUUAAACAAAAGAUUUAAAACAGGUAAAACUACUUAUUGAACGCUGGAACAAUGAACACUAACUGGCCUUUAAGCUGAACUUUGUCUGAGAUCAGACUAAAAAAAUGCUUUGGCAUAAUUUUUUAUUGUAUUGGUGAGGGGGGGGGGGGUGUCACACACUAAGCACCAUGGGCUUGUUUUGACUGCUUAAUAUGGUAGAAACGUCCUCUGCACCAUCUAACGUUAGAAAUUAUCCAGGUGAGUAUAAAGAACAAGAACACAUAAAAAGAACAAGAACACACAAAAAGAACAAGAACACACAAAAAGAACAAGCUUCCUACAAACCAUGAGUCCACUAUCUGUUUAGAAAUAAUGUUCACGGCAACUAAACAUUCAGUUAAUUUACUUUCACUGGAACUUUAACACAUGUAAAUCACCACCACACGCCAUAUUUAAUAAAAACUUUCAUCUUAAUAAAUUAUUAAACGUAGCUGAACUUUAACAACAAACUGUAAAUCUUUUAUUCUGAGUGUGUUGUCGGGCACAUUUUUUAUUUAUUUUCAUUUGUAGCUUUUGACUAUUCAGAAUCAUUUCAGCAGUUUCUGAAAGCUGCACAUUAAAUCUAGACAUUAGAGAAACCUGCUCGUGCUGCUGCAGGACGCCCGUGAGACAACACCUCUGUCCCUUGUCCCACAGACGUGGCAUGGACGGGUGAGUCCAGCCAUCACUUGUCAAAUGCUGGACAGCCAAAUGUCCUGCAUUUGACAAGUGCUUGACAUUUGGAUGUCCCACUCCUCCCAGUGUGAGAUUCAGGCCAGCGGGGUCAAAGUCUGGAACUGUCCCACCCAAACAGGGGUGUUUGGCAGGUAUGUUAAUAGUUCUGUUUGUUUAGUUGCAUCUUCCUGCAGACCCAUGUGACCUGUUGUUAGGACAUUCCUUCACAUUCACACCAGUUGUUGAUUUAUUAAAUAUUCUAGUUCUGCUGAGAAGCCUAAUGUCGCCACAGCAGCUUUGAUGAGAUAUUUUGUCUUUUGUGGCUCUAAUAAAGGGAUAGUUCAGAUUUUUUGGAGGUGGCAUACCGUGGAAGAAUUAUGAAUAAUGAAUAUAUUACCUGUUGUAGAUAGCUUUUUGAACAACCCAGUUUAAAUAAAUACUGUAGUUUGAUUCUGAGAAUAUUUUUUAAUCAAAUGUGUAGAAUUUUACACGUUUGUCCAACCGGUUCACUUUUGGAUGACUGAAGUUGAACCAAGCUUAUCGAGAUUCCCUUAACAAAAAGUAGUACAUUUGAAGU